Messenger RNA from Dicentrarchus labrax (European seabass), 3969 nucleotides. It is a transcript of the gene tox, whose product is annotated as thymocyte selection-associated high mobility group box. The transcript has 10 exons. NCBI's taxonomy places the organism in Eukaryota, Metazoa, Chordata, Actinopteri, Moronidae. The record is from RefSeq and is a predicted model, not a curated record. Gene Ontology annotation, biological process: leukocyte differentiation; regulation of transcription by RNA polymerase II. Gene Ontology annotation, molecular function: chromatin DNA binding. Bases 546 to 2477 code for a protein of 643 amino acids. Gene Ontology annotation, cellular component: nucleus.
CGCGAGGUACCACAGCAGCACCGAGCACACGCGCGGCAGCAGCAGCAGUAGCGUCGGAGGAGCAUUAAAACACAGAGUCCCAACCAGGGACAGACAGGGUCCAGCAACAUCCCCUGUCCGAACCACGCACCGCCACGGGACACACACGACGUUAAACGGAGGAAAAACAACGCAAAAAAAGUUACGGUUUUUUUUUUCAACGUCAGGUAAAAAGAAGUUGGUUUACCGGGAAGUUUGCUGCUCACAGCAGCAGUUAUUGGAGCUUGAGAGCCGGUGUGGAGAGGAGAACCCCAACCUAAACUUCACUGAUUCCAUACGCUUGCUUUAGGCGUAUUUCUCAGCUUGAAACCUGCAUUUUAUUCUCUGAAACAAGCCUGUCUCAUUGGACCGUGGUCGUUCCUCUGUUUGGUCACUCAGGGACUCACCAGAAAAAACAAAACCUUUCAACUUUGUAAAAGGCUACCUCAGUGGUUUUGACACACACCGAGAUAAGAGAAGAAAGAAAGUCGAAGAGGACAGACGGAGAAGUGGAUGUAUUUUCAGCCAUGGAUGUAACAGUUUACCCGCCUCCUCCUCAGCCUCUGGCCGCGUCAGACCACACCAGGCUGGGGCAGCUCUCCUACCCUGACUCGGCCUUUGGGACCAACAAGCUGGAUGGGGACACCAUGUUCCUGGGUAUGCCAGACGCAGGCCAUGACUUUGCCUCAACCAAUCAGUUUCGUGUGCCACAGCCCCCUCACCCUCUCAGCAAGAUGACGCCACCCAACCCACCCUCGCAGCACUGGAGGAGGGACACACACAUGGCCGACACACACCGUCUGCCUUGGUCAUACUCAGUGGGUGGUUUGGGCGACGAGGACUUCAACAUCCCGCCCAUCACUCCCCCCACCCUGCCAGACCACAUGCUGCCCCCACAUCUCCCCCAUGAUUCCCCCUCUGGACCAUACCACCCUCUGGACCCACCCUCCAGCUCAGCUCCGCACCACCCCUACCAGCUCCAGGGCAUGGAUCUCCCUCGCAUGUCUGGUAACCAAGAUGGAACUGCUAUGUUGAACCAAGAUGGCGGCACAUUCAGCCCGAAUGGCGGCCCAAUGACCAGCACUCUGUCUGUGAUGCAGCAGAUGGUCAACUCUGAUUCCCGGUUCACCAGCAGCCAACAGCCAAUCGAAGCAGCGCUUGGACCCAGGAGCCAAUCAGGCAUGAGCCAGCCGAGUCAGUUGUCCACCAUCAACCAAUCCCAGCUGGGGCUAAGUGGGAACUCUGUUACCCAUAAUUCUCCCUCACCUCCUGGAAGUAAAUCUGCCACACCAUCUCCCUCCAGUUCAGCACAUGAGGACGACAAUGAUGAUGGACUCAAGCUGGGCAGUGGAGGAGAGAAGAGGCCAGCAACAGUGGAUAUCUCCAAGAAACCCAAAACACCAAAGAAGAAGAAGCGAAAGGACCCUAAUGAGCCAGUGAAGCCAGUGUCUGCCUAUGCCUUGUUCUUCAGGGACACCCAAGCCAACAUCAAAGCCCAGAACCCCAAUGCUACCUUCGGGGAAGUGUCAAAGAUCGUGGCCUCCAUGUGGGACGGUCUGGGAGAGGAACAGAAACAGUUGUACAAGAAGAGGACAGAGACGGCUAAGAAGGAGUAUCUGAAACAACUGGCUGCCUACAGGGCCAGCCUCGUCUCACAGAGCUACAAUGAUCCAUCUGAAAUGAAGCCGCCCCACUCUUCCUCCACGUCUUCCUCCUCUUCUACCUCAAUGUUUACACCCAAACCUUCAGUCUACCCUGGUCACCCAGGCCAGCACCCAGGCCAGCACCCAGGCCAGCACCCAGGCCAGCACCCAGGCCAGCACGCAGGCCAGCACCCAGGCCAGCACCCAGGCCAGCACCCAGGCCAGCACCCAGGCCAACACCCUUCCUCCAACUCACUCGCCCACCCUCACUCCCUCCCUCCCCAUCAGCACCCAGGCAUGUACAUGACGUACCCCCACCCCUCACACCCCUCCCAUGCCUCGAGCCCCGGCCUUAGCCAGCACCUGCCCCCUCCUCACACCCAGAUCCACCCCCAGCUCCAGGCUCUGUCCUCCAGAGGGACGGUGCCGCGGCCAAGCGUCCCGCACCAGGGAGCUCUGUCCCUCUGCAACAUGACGGCGGCAUCCACUCCUCCUCUCCAGGUCAGCCCCCCCCUCCACAGCCAGGCCCACCUGGGGGGGCUGCACAGUCCACACCAUCAGCACCAGCAGCUCAGUGGACAUGCACUGGGAAUGACGCACUCACCUGCCAUCACACAGGGCUACGCCCCCUCCCUCCAGUCUGACUACCAGCCAAUAGGAGGAGGUAUGCUUAAUAGUGGAGCAGUGAUGACAUCAUCAAUGGACUACCACCAGCUGGGUCGACACACGCCGAACCACCAUCCCUCUCUGGAUUGGAGCAAUGAUUACCAUGGAAACGGAGGUCUUCAGAGAGACAAACACCUCUAUCUGAGCUAAUCUCAGGACAAAGUGACACCAAACUUCAACCAAGCCCUUCUACUGCCACACCACGGAACCUCUAGCCUCAUCUCUACAUGGACCCAGGCCACCCUACUCCAACCUCAACCCCCCUGAGAACCCAACCAACAGACCACCUUUCAUUUGAUUAAACUCGAGUUCAGCACUUCAAACUAAAGCCCAAGCAGUAGAAUAAUGGGACAUUUCUGUCUAUUACUAAUGUCUCUAAUAAGGGGCAACAGGACAGUGUUAAGAACAGGGCUCCUGCAUGUCCCUUGGCUGGUCUGACAUCUGCUAUUGGCUGUAUUGUUUUGUACUGAUCCUUUGCAGCAUGAGACUUGCUAUGAUUUGAAUUGAAAAUGUGUAUAGCAGCAGGUCCUACAAUGUAAACCAUGAUGAUAGGUGUAUAUACUCCAAACUCCCUCAGAAAGAAGGGAUAUUCUGUCUAGUUUCCUGUCUGCCCUAAAAAGUUCAUAUGUAGUUCCUCAUUUUGUAAAGAUGGUGUUUACCGUCAGUUCCAAAAGGCUCUGAUGAGCAAGUGUACAUUGCUGUAACAUAAUGGUUUGAGCUGUUGAUUACUUUUUUUUUAACCUUGUAGUUGCUGUAUCCCUCUACGGCCAAAGUCAGUUGAAUGCAGCACACAAACAAAAGGUUGAUAACCAAAUAGUACACAAACUGUGUUUCCCCACUGGUUCUUUAAUUAUAUGAAUAUAAGCCUUGAGUUUGAUGCAGUGUGGACUGAAGUCCCACACACUGUCUGCAGAGACAGAAAACGUAUUGUGAUUCUGAACAGAAGCGGUGUUGAACGCAGCGAUAAUGGCUGAAUUCACACUGCUUUAUUCAGCUAAAGACAAAUAAGAGAAAAGAGGUGGAGCAGUGUUGCCUUUUUAACCAGGCGCUGACUGUGAAUAAUUGUGUACGAUUAAAGAACUUUCAUUGUUCUCUGGCAGUGAGGCUCAGAUCUGCAGGGUAGAAAUUCAAUGUAUUUUAGUCCUUGAAAUAAUGAAAUGUCAAACAAUUCUUUGUUGGAGAAAAAAAAAAAGAAACAAAAAUACUCCUUUGUACGAUGACAGCUCCUCCUCCUGGCAUAUGUCUGUUGAUAAUAUUGAUUUGGAUCCAAACUGUGCGUGCGUGUGUGUGAGCGUGUGAAGUGUUAAUGAGAAGGCAGAGUGGCUGAUUGGGUUGCAUGGUCUCUUUUGUCAUCUCUAUUUCUCUGUGUACAGAGGCUAUUUAAGAAACUAUAACUGUUGCUGGGUUGGCUGUGUUUUAAUGUUGUUUUUUUUAAUCAAAUCAAGUUUUGUUUUAGUGUUAAUGAUGAUGAUGAUGAGAGACACGUCUCUCUCGCUCUGUAUCUCUUUGUAUUAAUGUGUUUUUUGGCAGAUGAAAGGACUCUGGGCAACAACAACCAUGAAGAUUUUCUUAUUUUUAGAUUCUAAUAAUGUGUUUGAGAAUAAAGUCAGUGCUGCAUUGAUGUGCAGUCAUUACUCCAAAA